Trypanosoma brucei brucei TREU927 is the source of this 1071-nucleotide messenger RNA. RefSeq names its product UV excision repair RAD23 protein, putative. The transcript has a single exon. Gene Ontology annotation, biological process: nucleotide-excision repair; proteasome-mediated ubiquitin-dependent protein catabolic process. Lineage: Eukaryota; Euglenozoa; Kinetoplastea; Trypanosomatida; Trypanosomatidae. The coding region runs from base 1 to 1071 and encodes 356 amino acids. Gene Ontology annotation, cellular component: cytosol; nucleoplasm. The record is from RefSeq and is a predicted model, not a curated record. Gene Ontology annotation, molecular function: damaged DNA binding; polyubiquitin modification-dependent protein binding; proteasome binding.
AUGAGGAUAAUUCUCAAGAGCGUGCUGGGGAAGAAGCGUGAGCACGAAGUAAGCCCAGAUACCAAGGUAGAGGAUAUAAAGAAGUUUCUUGAGAGCGAAUACACCCCACAAAGUCUUCGACUGUGUUACAAUAACCGCGUUCUGGAGGACCCAAUGACCAUGGAACAGUUGGGCAUUGGAGAGGACACCGUUAUUGUGUAUGUGGGAAAGAAACAAUCGGUUCAGCAGUUGGCGUCCAAGUCGGGCGGGUGUGCCUCACCAAGUGCUCCUGCAGAGGGCCCCGCAAAGGGGGAAUUAAACGAAAACCCUGGAGUCGCUGGUGCGAGCAGUGUACCGGUUGAUGUGCCGGCCCCUUCCCCUAGUGCUCAAGCACCGGCGACAACACAGCAACCCUCAGGUCCCGCGCCUGCGUCUCUUCGGAGUGUUGAUCCAGCCCUUAUAGAUUCAAUUGUCGCGAUGGGGUUUAACGACCGCGAGCAGGUAUCUCUUGCACUUCGCGCCGCCUACAUGAACGCCGAUCGGGCGGUGGAAUUUUUGUGCACGGGGAUUCCUCCACAUGUCCAGCAGCAACUCGCGGAGGCAGAUCUCCAGGCAAGUGCCAUGGGUAGAGCAGCGGUGCCGUCAGCGGGCACGCCGCCGUCGGACGCCGGGUCGGGUGGUACUCAGUCAGACCUUCGGAGGGCGCUGUCGGCGAUUCCCCAUAUUGAUGAUUUCCGUUCACUGCUGCAAAACAACCCUCAAGCCUUUAGCGCGCUGGCCGGCCAACUACUUGAAAACUUCCCGCAAGUUGGCGAGCUUGCGCAGCAGGACCCGGAGGAGUUUGCAAGGUUUAUGAUGGCUGGGUCGGUGCCGGAUAACGCUGACCAGACCCUUGUGACUGCUGGUGAGACGGAAGUGGAUGAUGCUCAACCGUUAGGUGAGGAAGACAGAGCUGCAGUUAAUCGCCUCGUUUUACUUGGUGAGGGAGCGUGGGGUGAGCGUGAGGCAACUGAAGCAUAUCGCAUGUGCGGACGGAGGGAAGAUGCGGCAGCACAUUUUCUUCUUUUCAACUUUCUCGGGAUUACCGACUGA